CCAAGCUCCCGGCCGGGGGUACAGGACAGCUGUGGGCAGAGCCCUGACGGCACUGUCACUUCCCCCGGGGAGACAGCAGGCGUCCACACUUGCGUGCGGGGCACAGGGAGCAAACAGGAGGCGGUGCUGCUGGGCCCGGGGCGGCCAGCAGGGGGCAGAGCAGCCCGGUGGGAGGGCGGGUAGGAGUCUGGGUCCUCGCCCAGCGGGAUGAGAAACAAGCAACCGGGCUGAGGGAGAUCCGCUGGCCCCUCGAGCUGAUGAGGCCUUCACGGCCAGUGUUCCUGAAAAGCCUUCCGCCUCCAGCGCCUCAGCGGCCCGACUGGAAGGGGGAGUGGCCUCAGCCCAUCUGCGGGGAUCGGGGACCGCCGGCGGCUGAGGAUGGACCCCGCUCCUCCUGCAAGACCACGCCCCAUGGGGCUAGGGACACAGCUUUUCAGGACAGCCGGGGUGGGGUUGGAGCAGGCCACGCCCAGCCACGUGCGGGUCACCGGGGAUCCGGCGGGAAGACUCUUAAACCGGUGGCGCCGGGCUCGGCGGACAGCGGCGGCUGCGACCCCUCGGACCAGUGCCCACCCCAGGCCCGCUGGAGCAGCCUGUGGCACGUGGGGCUCAUCCUACUCACUGUCCUGCUGCUGCUGCUGUGCGGGGUCACUGCCAGUUGCAUCGGGUUCUGCUGUCUCCGAAAGCAGGCACACACUCAGACUCACCUGUCCCCGGCGUGGCAGCCCCGUGACCUGACAGCCAUCCCCGUGGACAGUGACAGCCCUGUGCACAGCACUGUGACCUCCUACAGCUCGGUGCAGUAUCCACUGGGCAUACGGCUGCCGCUGCCCUUUGGGGAGCUGGACCCAGACUUCAUGGCCCUGCCGGCCUAUAGCCUGUCCACCUUGGAGCUGCCACCCUCCUACGAUGAGGCCAUCAAGAUGGCGAAGCCCAGAGAUGAGCUGGCUCCUCCCCAGAAACCAGGUCCUCUCCCAGGGCCCUCGGGCCUCGGGACCACCCCAAGGCCCCAGGAGCCAGGUCCCAAUGCCCAGUAGCCCUGCUGCCCUGUAAAGGGAGCAAGAGAGCUCUCCUGGAGCCACAGAACCAGGGCUCGGAGUCCUGGAGCCAAGGACCCCAGCCUGCCCCCAUCCUUCCCCCGGGAAGGCUGCCAUUCAGCACAUUGCUGCAGCCCUGGCCUCGUUGCUAUGUAACGCAGUCACCAGCCCCAUGCUGGCCACCCCCAGGCAGGCUGCCGCUCUCCGCCCCAGCCCCUGGCCUGGCUCACAGGCCUCAGUCUGGAAGAGGCACCAAGGGCCUGAGCUGCGUGAGCUCAGGGCCAGCCGUGAUGUCCACAGCUCCUUUAGGGGAGAAUAAAGUUCAUGUCUAAGUGGUC
Messenger RNA from Heterocephalus glaber (naked mole-rat), 1375 nucleotides. Lineage: Eukaryota; Metazoa; Chordata; Mammalia; Rodentia; Bathyergidae. The record is from RefSeq and is a predicted model, not a curated record.